AUGGCAGCCGAGACACUGAAUUUUGGGCCGGAGUGGCUUCGUGCGCUCUCUGGUGGUGGGAGCGUCACUUCACCGCCACCUUCACCUGCCAUGCCAAAGUACAAACUAGCCGAGUACCGAUACGGGCGGGAAGAGAUGUUAGCACUUUACGUCAAGGACAACAAGGUCCCAGAGGAGAUCCAAGACAAAGAGUUCUCUGCCGUUCUCCAGGAUGAGCCUCUACAGCCGCUGGCGUUGGUACCGCUGACGGAGGAGGAGCAGAGGAAUUUCUCCAUGUCUGUGAACAGUGUUGCAGUGCUGCGGCUGAUGGGAAAGGGGGGCGGGGCGACCCCAGCCGGUGCCUCCCGCGGGAGAGGCAGCGCACGGAGCCGAGGCCGAGGCCGGGGCGAGAGCAGCUUUUACCAAAGAAGCAUUGAGGAGGCGGAAGGAGCGUUUGGCCGUGGCAGUGGCCGGGAGAUCCACCGCAGCCAGAGUUGGGACGACCGAGGAGAGCGGCGGUUUGAGAAGCCCAUCCGCCGGGAAGGAGCUCGGGCCCCGUUUGAAGACGCGGCCCCCCCAGGCCGCAAAGACUUUGCCCGCUCGGACAGUGACAACUGGCGCACGCUGCGGGAGGAGCACGAGGGCGAAGAGGAGAGUGCCGCGGCUGCCCCGGGCUCAGGGGGCAGCUGGCGGCAGAGCGGAGCAGCCCGGCGGGAGAGUGAGCGCUGGCGGUCAGCCAGCCCAGAUGGGGGGCCUCGGUCGGCCGGGUGGCGAGAGCCUGGUGGAGAAGGGCGCCGGCGGAAGUUUGACUUCGACUUUCGGGACCGUGAGGACGAGCCCCGGGGCGGGCGCCGGCACCGGCACAACAGCGACAGCUUCGAGGAGGACAAGGACGGCCUGCCCGAGUGGUGCCUGGAAGACGAGGAAGAGGAGAUGGGGACUUUCGACUCCUCCGGGGCCUUUAUGCCCCUCAAGAAGAGCCCCAAAGAGCCCAUUCCAGAGGACCAGGAGCUGAGUUUCCUUCCCUUGCAAGAGGAGGAGGAGGAGGAGGAGGAGCAGCGGACAGAGGCGAAGGACGGCGAGGGGGGAGAGAGUGGCAAGGCCCCUGUUGCCCCCACCGUCAAGGACGGGGCAGAGAGAGAGCGGAUGGAACUCCAGCAGGUUCCUGAGGAGAAGACGGCAGCCCCUCCUGGGGCUCCGUGGCACUCCGCCCCCCCUUUCUCCGCAGCCACUGACGCUGCCCCCACUGGUGAAUGUGAGAGUGCCGUGCCAGGGACCGCCUCCAAAGCAGAGGGGUCGGCGCUGGCUGCCGGGUGCAUCAAAGACAUGGAAACUGCAAAUGGGGCUCCGGGAAUCCUGAGCCACCCGACGCGGAUCAGCCCUGCUGCGGCCUCAGCCAUUCCCUCGUCUGCAACUGCUGCUGCUGCUACUGAAUUCACAGUUGGGGACAACGAGGAUGAGGAUGGAAUGAAGCACCUACAGCAGGAAGCAGAGAAGAUGGUGGCCUCCCUGCAAGACAGCUCCCUGGAGGAGGACCACUUCACGCAGGCCAUCGGGGACCACCGCAACACUGCCGCGGCCCUGCCCCUCUCUCACGAAGCCGCCAUGAAGUGGUUCUACAAGGAUCCCCAAGGGGAGAUCCAAGGCCCCUUCACGACCCAAGAGAUGGCCGAGUGGUUCCAGGCCGGCUACUUCACCAUGUCCCUCCUGGUGAAGCGAGGCUGUGACGAGGGCUUCCAGCCCCUAGGUGAAGUCAUAAAGAUGUGGGGAAGAGUGCCUUUCGCUCCAGGCCCGUCGCCGCCCCCAUUACUGGGAAACAUGGACCAGGAACGCCUGAAGAAGCAGCAGGAGCUGGCAGCCGCCAACCUCUACCAGCAGCUCCAGCACCAGCAGCUGCUCCAGCUGGCCAACAGCAGGCAGCAGUAUGCCCAGUGUGCCCUCCAGCAAAAGGUGGCGACGGGAGAUCUGACGCAACAGCAGCUGGCCACCUUCCUGCAGCAGCUGCAGGCACUCAAACCAAGGGCCGGGGAGCAGGGGAUGAUUCCCUCUAUGAACCGAUCGAUAUCCGUGCCAGACGCCGGGUCCCUGUGGGACGCACAUACCUCAGCCUCAUCACAAGCAGGUGGUGAAGCCAGUUUAUGGGAUAUUCCCAUUAGUUCUUCAACUCAGGGUCCAAUCUUAGAACAACUUCAACUGCAGCAUAAACUGCCGUCUUCCUCCUCCUGGGGUCAGCAAUCCGUGAACAGCGCCUCCACCCAGAACAGCUUCAGCAUGGCUGAUCUCCAGAAGCUGGGCGAUGCCCGAGCGUGCCGGGAGCUGCGGGAAGAGUGCCGUCAGCAGGAGCUGUUGCUGAAACUCCUGCAGCAGCAGAAUUCGCACUCUCUCUGGGGAGGGCUGUCCAAACAGAAUGUCUCCAUGAAGGCUUUGCUGGAGCUGCAGCAAGAGACCGAGCGGCACAUGCAGAAGCAGCAGCGGGCUCAGCAGAGGGCUCACCAGGGCCACAGCCUGAACAGCCUGCCCUCUCAGUGGGGGGUGGACUCCAGCCCGCUGUGGGGGGGGCACGAGAAGAGCAGCUCCAUCAGUCUCUGGGAAGAGAGCAUGAAGAACGCCGGCCCCCUCGCCCGGAGCCUGGGCUUGAAGAACAGCCGCAGCAGCCCUUCCCUGGGGGACACGUACAGCGCCUCUUGUCGGCAGAGCAGGAAGAAGACGGAUGAGGAGGAGAAGCUCUUGAAACUGCUUCAGGGAAUCCACAAGCCCCAGGACGGCUUCACUCAGUGGUGUGAGCAGAUGCUCCAUGCCCUCAAUACCUCCAGCAGCCUUGAUGUGCCCACUGUGGUGGCGUUCCUGAAGGAGGUGGAGUCCCCCUAUGAUGUCCAUGACUGCAUCCGCUCCUACCUGGGGGACACCGUGGAAGCCAAAGAGUUCGCAAAGCAGUUCCUAGAGCGCCGUGCCAAGCAGAGAGCCAAUCAGCAGCGCCAGCAGCAGCAGGAAGCCCCCUGGCUGAGCUCCAGCGGUCUGCAGUCCCUAUUCCAGUCCAACCACCAUCCCAAGCAGCCAUCGUUCGAGAACAGCCAAGCCGCGAAGCUCAAGAGGCGCCCAGUGAUGCUCCACGCCGACCCCAGCAUCCUGGGCUAUGCCCUUCACGGCUCCGCGGGUGAACUGGAACCAGUGGAGGACUACUGACCACCCCCACCCCCCUCAGCAAUAGGAAUCCCUCUGCCACUGCUGCCUUGAUUUCACCAAUUUCGGUUGGGGGUGAAAGUGCACUGCAGGGGAGAUGGUCUGCUGCCCUCCGCAGCCCCCCCCCGGACAGGGGCAGGAGGCGGAGUGGUCAGUGGCGACGAGGGUCAGUUGGCUGGACAAAGGAGGAUGUUUAGCACUUCUUCUUUCCUUACAAAGCACCUUAAUGGACAAACAAACAAAAACCUUUUCUG
Gekko japonicus is the source of this 3413-nucleotide messenger RNA. It is a transcript of the gene GIGYF1, whose product is annotated as GRB10 interacting GYF protein 1. Gene Ontology annotation, molecular function: protein binding. Lineage: Eukaryota; Metazoa; Chordata; Lepidosauria; Squamata; Gekkonidae. Bases 1 to 3162 code for a protein of 1053 amino acids. Gene Ontology annotation, biological process: insulin-like growth factor receptor signaling pathway. The record is from RefSeq and is a predicted model, not a curated record. The transcript has 24 exons.